AGCAACAAGCUACCAUACCGUGUAUGCAGCGCAAGAAGAAUUCGAUACAUCGGGCCAAAUCUGACCAAGUUUUAUCGUUAAAUUGCAGUUGGAAUGGGGCGUUCUUCUAAAGAUAAACGCGAUAUUUAUUAUCGUCUUGCCAAGGAAGAGGGAUGGAGAGCUCGAAGUGCAUUCAAGUUAUUACAGAUAAACGAAGAAUAUGAUAUUUUUCGAGGUGUUUCAAAGGUGGUUGAUCUUUGUGCUGCCCCUGGGAGCUGGAGCCAGGUGCUUAGCCGUAAACUGAGAAAGGAAGAUGGCUCUUAUGAUGGUACAAAGAUUGUAGCAGUAGAUCUGCAGGCUAUGGCUCCACUUCCUGGUGUCAUACAGAUCCAGGGUGACAUUACAAAGGAAUCCACAGCAAAUGAAAUUGUGUCUCACUUCGAGGGAGAAAAGGCUGACUUGGUUGUAUGUGAUGGUGCUCCUGAUGUUACAGGCCUACAUGACAUUGAUGAGUACAUACAAGCACAGCUUCUGUUAGCAGCUCUGAACAUCACCACGCAUGUAUUAAAACCAGAAGGCACCUUCAUUGCUAAGAUUUUCAGAGGAAAGGAUGUAACCUUGCUAUACUCCCAACUCAAGAUCUUCUUUCCCCAAGUCACAAUUGCCAAGCCAAGGAGUAGCAGAAACUCAAGUAUAGAGGCCUUUGUUGUUUGUCAACGAUAUGCUCCUCCUGUUGGGUAUACACCAAAUAUGUCCAACCCAUUAUUGGAUCAAAAGUAUGAUACUGAUUUCAACAAUCUGGAAGGUCCCAACCGUGUGAUCGUACCAUUUCUAGCUUGCGGUGAUCUUAGUGCCUAUGAUUCUGAUAGGAACUAUCCCUUAGAGAUCAAGCCUGGAGAAGGUUACACAUACCGUCCCCCAACACAGCAACCAAUCAACCCACCAUAUAAGACAGCGUGUGAUAUGAAGAAGAAAGAUCAGCUAGCCAAACCUGUCACAACAGUGGCAAGAUCUAGAGAACAGUUACAGGGAGAUCAAGCAGACGGCCAGGCGGAAGGGAGAGAAGACAGACAGGAUGGUGGUGGAGGGAAGCAGAUAGAGAGGGGAGAUGGAUCUGGAGUCACAGAGCAACAAGGAAUGGAUCUCUUAGGUGCCUGCAGCUCCAGCCAUGGAGCAUCAGCACAAGGAGGGGACACGGCCCAUGGAGGGAGGGCCCCUGAUGUGCUUGAUAUCCGGAGAGGCGUUCCAACAAGGAACGUUGAAAGUGGAGAGGAGGAAGGGCAACAUAGGGUCCUGGAGGUGAGGGGGAUGUUUCCUCCCGAUCUCAUAGGUGGAGCAGCCCAGGACGGUGGGCUUGAAGAUGUUGAGGGAGAUACCGAUGGCUCCAGGAGAAUGGAUCCUGCAGGAGCGCAACAUGGAGGUGGAGAUGAAGCUCCAGGUUUAAGAGCAGAAGGACCUGCUCCUGGGCUCUUAGAAGGAGCAGUUGGAGGAUAUGAUAUCGGCAGGGCUGGAGGUGUAUCAUUAGGUGGUGCAAUAGGAGCAGAAGGUGGAGCAACAGGGACAAUACCUAGUUCUAUAGAAGGAGCUAUUGGUGGUGCAGAGAUUGAACCACUCAACAGAACUUUACCAGGACCUUCUGGAAGGGCUCCAAGUACAUCCAAUGCUCCCACUCCUAAUCAAAUAUUAGAUGGAUCUUUAAUAGGCGCAGUUGGUGGACUAGACAUCAGUCCACCCAUCGACAUUGUUCAGCAGCGUUCACAACCCAGUAGGGGUGAUGCUUAUCCCUUGGAUGUCAUCGGGGAUAUCAACACCCAAAACAGGAUAUCCAGCUCAGAAGUUGUAAGACCACGCGUUCCUAGGCACACGAACAGUGACCAAGGGCCAUCCAGGAGACCUCAUCAAGGCAUUGGUCUGGACAUUGUGGACUUUGCCAGCGGUCAGAUGUCACCACAUGGCCGAGCGCCUCCUGCAAACCCUGGGGAUGUGCCUUCCAGCGGGAACAUAGACCAAGAACAAAGGACUCUGCAAGCUGGUUGCCAGAGAGGACCUCCACCUGAUGUGACAGGUGUGGAGCAGGGUAUCCUUGGUAGGAUAAAUGAUCUUCAUGUUGAUGAUAAUAGACAAGCUAGGAAUGAUUCUGAUGACUGGGUAUAGGGGACAAGGAUAAUCUAAACAACCAACUUCUGCAUUAUGAGAGUGAAACUAUCGACAUAUAACUUUGAGGCAAUUUGGAAUGGUGGAUUGUCUAAGAUAUAUUAUGGUGAUAUCAUAUAUACAGUGAUGUUACUUGUUCUUCUGAAUUCAAUUCUAACUAUCACCAACUUUGCAAUGGUUCUCUAGGGAGGUGUUUCACAAAGAUUUCAAGUCAAAGCAUGCUAAGUGCUAAUGUGCUUGUUCAGGUUGAGUUCCUCUCUGGCAACCAGCUUGCAGACUCCUUUGAUCUGCAAUAAGCUUAGCGUUUCGUGUCAUUUGCACAUCGGUAUUUAAGCAUGACUGGAAGUAAUACAUAACUGUUUGUGAAACAACUCCCAGAUCAUGUCAAUUUUAAUGUCAGAUAACAUUUGGGUAUUUAAGUGAUUGUUCAUACUGAAUUAUCAGUUUUCCAGAUUAUUUUACCUGUUUGCAAUAUAUAUAAAAUAUAUCUAUAUCCUUCUAAAUAUUUGAAGUACACUGUAGAUGAAGGGCAUUUUUAUAGCGUUUACAAAGAGAUAAAAAAACUAAUGCUCAAACUUGAGUAUUUAAUGUAUUUUUGCAGUUUCCUUUCUUAUAUUCAAUGGGAUCUGUUUUGCAAUUCUAGAAACAUCAUGUUGCCACAUCAUCUACUUGAAACAUGUACAGUCCAACCUCUCUUAUCUUGACAUGUUGGGACCAGCACCAAUCCGGAUCUGGGAGACCCAAUAUCAGUACAUGCAGCUGCCUCCCCAAAUAGUACAUGUAAUCUAUUUUAGUGGGCUUACACAGACAAUAUUCAAUGCAGUGUCAGUGCAAAUUAUAGGUGGUGUUUAACGGAAAUGAAAUCGAUUGGUUGCCAAACCUCUUGGAUAAUUAAUCUGUUGAAAUAAGAGCAUACCUCAAAAGAAAGAGAAUGACUCAAUGAAACUAAGUCGGCAAAUUGGAUCAUCGCAGCUUCGCAAAGUCAGCCACUGUUACACUGACUGUAGGCUCAAACAUGAUAGAUGGCGCAGUCCAUAAAGCAAGACGAGCCUAGCUCGCGAGACGUGUUGUGUUACCUGAAAAAAAAGAAUGUGACAACAUGGUUGCACUUCGUAGUGAUUUACUGGAAAAUUAUCCUGUCUAAGUUCUUUCUGUAAUUUGGGUAAGAUAUUUUCAUAUAAAAUUAUGUGGUUGUAGGUAAACUACAUGUAUAUAUAUUGGAAAAUGUAUGCAACCAAAGUGAGAAAAUAGCUUAGGAAUUUCGAUUUUAGAUUGAAAUCUCAUUUCCCCAUGCACUA
Lytechinus variegatus (green sea urchin) is the source of this 3431-nucleotide messenger RNA. RefSeq lists its product as uncharacterized. Gene Ontology annotation, molecular function: tRNA methyltransferase activity. Gene Ontology annotation, biological process: cytoplasmic translation; tRNA methylation. Lineage: Eukaryota; Metazoa; Echinodermata; Echinoidea; Temnopleuroida; Toxopneustidae. The coding region runs from base 94 to 2133 and encodes 679 amino acids. The record is from RefSeq and is a predicted model, not a curated record. The transcript has 11 exons. Gene Ontology annotation, cellular component: cytoplasm.